Messenger RNA from Penicillium oxalicum, 3354 nucleotides. RefSeq lists its product as uncharacterized. The transcript is spliced from 2 exons. Bases 1 to 3354 code for a protein of 1117 amino acids. Lineage: Eukaryota; Fungi; Ascomycota; Eurotiomycetes; Eurotiales; Aspergillaceae. The record is from RefSeq and is a predicted model, not a curated record. Gene Ontology annotation, molecular function: ADP binding; protein binding; catalytic activity. Gene Ontology annotation, biological process: nucleoside metabolic process.
AUGGAACCCAGGAUUCCUCUCAUUCACGAUGAUUAUACAGUUGGAUGGAUAUGCGCCAUGCCCCUCGAGAUGGCAGCUGCAGAGCUGAUGCUGGACACCAUGCACCCGAGUUUACCACGCCCAACAAACGAUCAUAAUAUAUACAUUUUGGGGAGUAUCGGGAAGCACAACGUAGUCAUUGCCAGACUACCGACUGAUGAAGAUGGUGGCGCUUCAGCUGCAUUUGUAGGGAUGCAGUUGCUGUCUAGCUUUCCUGCCAUCCGAUUUGGCUUACUCGUUGGUAUGGGCGGAGUUCCAAGUAGCCAUGCGGACAUUCGACUGGGCGACGUUGUUGUUGGCCAGCCAACGGACGCUUUGGGGGGCGUGAUUCAGUACGAUCUGGGUCAAUCACUCGUCGAUGGUCAAUUGAAACGAAGCGGGAUGCUGAACCGACCGUCUGCGGUUCUGCUAGCAGCUCUCGCAACUCUUCAAGCGCAUCAACUGACAGAACGUAGCCAGGCUGUCGAGUUUAUCUCCAACCUGCAAGCCAAAGCGGCGCCCCACAUUGCUGCCAGAUUUACACGACCAAUGCAAGAGGAUUGCCUAUUUCAAGCAGAAUACGAUCACGUCGCCUCCGAUACGUUUAACAAGUGUGAUCGAUCUAAAUUGAUCUGUCGACCCGCAAGAGAGCACCUAGGACCAGUUAUUCAUUACGGACUCAUUGGAUCCGUAAAUCAAGCUGUGAAAGACAGCAGGCGGCGAGAUCAGCCAGCUCAAGAUCUCGGAAUCUGUUAUUUAGGGACGAACACGGUGGGACUUGUGAAUGAGGUCCCAUGUCUGUUCAUUCGGGGCGUCUGCGACUACGCUGACUCACACAAAAAUGAGGACUGGCAAGGCUAUGCGGCCGCCGCGGCGGCGGCCUACGCGAAAGAGCUUCUGCUGGCGGUUGCAACCGAUCAGAUCAACAGUAGAGCGAUGACACGAGACACUCGUGCAGACUCUGGUAAGAAAAUCCAGACUCUGUUUUCACAAAGAGAUCCUAGCCCGAUUACUAAGUGCAGGCGCCAGUUCACAGAGAUAAUUUGCCCCUUUCGCGUUCCAUUCGAUUCAACGGCUGUACCGGCGAUCUCAAAUCUCGUGGGACGGCAGGACGAAGUGAAGGAACUAUGGGAGUAUCUGCAGCCCACAGAUACCCACUCACGAAAGAUCGCUGUGAUCUAUGGGCUUGGGGGAAUAGGAAAGACGGAAAUAGCAAUAAAUCUUGCUCGAGAAUGCAAGCAUGAUUUCUCCGCUAUCUUCUGGCUGCGCGGAAAGGACCGAGUCACACUUUUACGAUCUUUGAGCUCUGCCUUGCCUCGAUUGCCAGGACAGUCGCAUGUUGACGUGGGAGUCAAUGACGAGGAAGUGGAGCAACGGGCUAAAGACGUGUUGAAGUGGCUAGCAACCGAGGGAAACUCGCGCUGGCUGAUGAUUUUCGACAAUAUCGAGCAAUACUGCCCCGUCAAUAGGCAUAGUGGUGACGGAUAUGACAUUGCUGAGUUCUUUCCCGAAGCUGACCACGGCUCUAUUCUCAUCACCACUCGGCAAAGAAGGCUUGCAGAGCUGGGGAGAUCUUUUCCCAUCCACAAGCUUGACUCGACCAAUGCGAUUCAACUCCUUUUACAAAGCAGCCAUCUGUCAACGGAAGACACGGCUCAGUCGCUUGCGGACAAUCCAGAUGCUAUUGCUCUUGUGAGUCGCCUGGAUGGACUUCCCUUAGCAAUCGUCCUUGCCGGAGCGUUCAUGCGCGAGACAGGAACCAGCAUCACGGAGUACUUGGAGCAUUACGAAACAUCUUGGUCCUCCCUACAGCUACAAUUGAGUCCCGACCACCAGUACCAGCAAGGCAACUUGCUAGAGACAUGGCUGAUUUCAUUCCGCGAGAUUGAGAGGCGGGACGCGGACGCAGCGAAACUGCUGUUGUUCCUGGCCCGGUUCGACAAUCGAGAUAUCUGGUUUGAGCUUAUUAAGAAUAGCUCACAUAGCCCCAAUCUACCCCGUUGGUUGGAGAAAACCAUAUCGAGCGAGUUUGCUUUCCAAGCCAGGGCCAGGGCACUCAUUGAGUUCUCCUUACUUGAGGCCAAAGAACAUGGAGGCUAUGCGAUACAUCCAGUCGUCCAAGACUGGUGCAUCCAUCUUGCCAGUACCGAAGAAACUGUGGAUUCGGCCGUGCUCGAUGAACUAGCACUGAUUUCCGUUGGAUACACGGUCCCAAACUCAAGCGACAGAGAUUAUGCGGAGCUUCAGCAACGGCUUCUUCCCCACGCGAACCGUGUCCGACAAAAGGAUUGGCCAGAGCACGAUGCCCAGGUGUGGGGAGCAGUCCUUCAUAUAGGAACCCUCUACCAAGACCAGGGUAAUCUGACAGUGGCAGAGGAGAUGUACCAGCGAGCACUAGUGGGCUUCGAAAAGGCUAGUGGCCCUGAUGAUGAGUCAACUCUUGGAACGGUGAACAAUCUUGGUCUUGUCUACUAUAAUCAGGGCAAGCUGAAAGCGGCAGAGGAGAUGUAUCAGCGAGCACUAGCAGGCUUCGAAAAGACCCUCGGGCCUGAUCAUACCUUGACUCUUGGAACUGUCAAUAAUCUUGGCCUUAUCUACUCUGAUCAGGGCAAUCUGGAAGGGGCAGUGGCGAUGUAUCAGCGCGCCCUGAUCGGCCAGGAGAAGGCCCUUGGUCCUGACCACAUGUCGACUCUUGUUAUAGUUAACAAUCUUGGAAUUGUUUACUCUGAACAGGGAAACUUGAAAGAGGCAGAGCGAAUGUAUCAGCGAGCACUGGUCGGCCAAGAGAAGACCCUUGGUCUUGACCAUGCGUCUACCCUCAGAACAGUGAACAACCUCGGGGUUCUCUACAUGGAACAAGGAAUGUUUGAAGAGGCAGAGAAGACAUUCCAACGAGCACUGACCUGUUGCGAGAAGACCCUUGGACCUACUCACUCGUUGACUCUUGCCAUGGUCAAUAACGCUGGCAAUAUCUUCUUUAUCCAGGAGGAUUUCAAAAAGGCAGAGGAAAUGUGCCGGCGAGCACUAGCAGGCUACGGCAAAGCCUUCGGUACCGACCACCCGUCUACCCUGGCAACAAUCAGCAACCUUGGGAGCUUUUUUCGGAGUCAGCGAAAGUUCGAAGAGGCAGAAGAGAUGUACCAGCGAGCACUGGUAGGCUAUGAGAAGGCCCUCGGUUCUGAUCACCCGUCCACUUUGAGCACAGCCAUCAAGUUCAGAGCCCUCUGUAUGGAACGGAGGAACAUGAAAGAUGCAGAUGAGAGGUUUAAACGAGCAUUCCAGAUUGAUGGGGUAUAUCCGGAUCUGGAGGAAUCAACCCCGAGAUCACUCCUGUGA